AACAGGAGCUUCCAAGAGAAUAUCAUAAAUAAAUACAUAUAUGUCCUAUUUUCUUUGGAUCAUCUAGCUAGUUAUAAAAUUCUUCAACUUCAGUUAUUGUAUUUUGUAGUCACGAACAUUGACCUUGCCCACCCAAGGUACAAGCUUAGGAAGCUCAAAAGGAAACAGAGAGUGUUCUUACUCUCUUUUGUAAGUUUUGAAUUAGCGCCAAAUGGUCUCUUGGAAAUCAUCUUCUUCAUCUUCUCCUCCUUCCUCUUACUCUCCCUUCAACCAUCAACGAGCGCUGAAAUUUGCGGUGCUUCAUGUGGGAUUGAAUUGAUUCGCUUCCCCUUCCGUCUCAACAACCAACCUGAUCGAUGUGGCUAUCCCGGCUUCAAUCUUUCAUGCAAAAACGAAGAUCAAACUGGCCUUACGCUUCCAUUUUCCGGUGACUUCACUGUCGUGAACAUCGACUAUACUUACCAAAAUAUAUGGAUCAACGACCCAGAUCAUUGUGCCCCAAAACGUCUCCUUGACGGACUUAAUCUGUCUGGCACUCCUUUUGAUUUGCUGUAUCCUCGAAGCUACACCUUUUUCAAUUGCUCCUCUGCCGCCUCGACAGAACUACCAGAAGCAAGGUUAAUUUCUUGUCUUAGCGGCGGUAAUUUCUCCGUCGUGGCUAUACCGGUUGACCGUCUUGAUUCGUCUACAUCGUUGUCGACAUCGUGUUUGGAGAUAGCAACGGUUUUGGUACCACUAUCCUGGACAGGUUGGUCGGAGCCUGGCUAUGGUAUCAGGUUGACAUGGAACAAACCUGACUGCCUGUUGUGCGAAACGAGAUCAGGGAUUUGCAUGUUCAAGAGAGAUACGGGUCUGGACGUUGGAUGCUUUGGUGGUAUUAGCAAUGGUCUUCCAAAAAGUACUAAAUACGGCAUUAUAUUAGGCGUGGGAAUACCCUUCUUGUUCGUCUUCGGCUUGGUAAUUUACCUCCAGGGCAAGAUUGACGAUCACAGCCAUCACCAACAUCCCAACCCGGAAACAUUCUCCAACUCAGUCGGCCCAAGAUUAGAUAGUGUUGCGAAAGGUCUCGACGGACCGACUAUUGACACCUACCCAAUAACAUUGCUAGGUGAAAGCCGGCGAUUGCCAAGGCCUAACGAUAACACUUGCCCAAUAUGUCUUUCCGAGUACCAAGCAAAAGAGACGUUAAGGACUAUUCCAGACUGCAAGCAUUAUUUUCAUGCUAUUUGUAUUGAUGAGUGGUUGAAAUUGAAUGCUACAUGUCCAUUAUGUCGUAAUAACCCAGAGAGCUCUGCUCUCACAGUAAAUGAUUAACUAUCGAAUUUCAGUAUUCUAAAUUUCUAAUACACGGGGAAAGGAAAAAGCGUUCAAACUAAGAUGAUCUU
Molecule: messenger RNA, 1385 nt
Organism: Theobroma umbraticum
Lineage: Eukaryota; Viridiplantae; Streptophyta; Magnoliopsida; Malvales; Malvaceae
Product: RING-H2 finger protein ATL22-like
Molecular function (GO): polysaccharide binding
Source: RefSeq, a predicted model, not a curated record